GGCAGCUGAUUCUCCCUUGAUACUCUGAUACUCACCAUCACCAUCACCAUCACCGUCUCCUCUAUCCUAUUCGUAGUCUAGACCUGCCUGCCCCUCUCCACCAUGUCUGCCAACGUCGGCGGCAUCAAGGUCUUCAGCGGUGGCAGCCACCCUGAGUUGGCCCAGAAGAUCGCACGGAGACUGGGCCAACCUCUCGGCAAAGCGACUGUCACCCGCAAUGAGUCUGGCGAAUCGAUCAUCCGCAUCGCAGAGUCUGUACGAGAGCACGACGUCUACAUUAUCAAUACCGCCUGCUGCUCACCCACGCCCUACGGUACCUCGGCAUCGCCCAACACCUCGCUGAUGGAGCUGCUGAUCAUGAUCCACGCCUGCAAGACUGCCUCUGCCCGACGUAUCACUGCCGUCAUCCCCCACUUCUACUAUGCCCGACAGGACAAGAAGGACAAGAGUAGGGCUCCCAUCACAGCAAAGCUCAUGGCAAAUAUGAUCGAGAAUGCCGGCUGCGACCACGUCAUCACAAUGGACCUUCAUGCGAGUCAGAUCCAAGGCUUCUUCAAUGUGCCCGUAGACAACCUCUAUGCAGAGCCAGCCGCACUGCAGUACAUUCGGGAAAUGGUAGACUGCUCAAAGGCAGUCAUCGUGUCCCCAGACGCAGGUGGAGCAAAGAGGGCGACGUCCCUGGCAGAUCGACUCAACGUCGAAUUCGCACUCUUUCACAAGGAGCGCAAAAAGGCAAAUGAAGUGUCCAGGAUGGUACUUGUUGGUAAUGUUCAAGGCAAGGCAGCGAUCCUGGUCGACGACAUGGCCGACACUUGCGGUACACUGGCCCUCGCAGCCGAGCGGCUAGCAGAGUGCGGUGCAGAGAGCAUCCUCGCCAUUGUCACCCACGGCGUACUUUCGCCUCCAGCACUAGAAAGAAUCAUGAGUAGUAAGCUGGAGAAGCUCAUCGUAACCAACACCAUUCCUCAAAGCGGAAAUAGGAGGAAAUGUCCCAAGAUCGAAGAGAUCGACAUCUCUCACGUUCUUGCAGAGACGAUCCGCCGCUCUCAUUACGGCGAGUCUGUUUCGGUCCUCUUCAACCAGAUUCCUUACGACACAACUCAACCCUACCGCCAUGGGCAAGACACUACCUCUGGCAUGGAUGAGAACGCUCCUGCCUCUCCUUCGGGUGCUCGUCAGCCUGCCAUGAGUCGAUCAGAUAUAACAUCUCCUUCUGCCUCCGAAGCAUACUUUCCCCCGAGUAGCUACAAUGACCCCGAUCCACCUGCGAGGGAGAAUUACUUUGAAGAGGACAGGAGGGAAGCUGCCAGUGCCGGCGGCAGUGGUGCAGCAGGAAGCGGCGGAGCAGCCAGUGGAGCCACUAGGGCGCCGUGGGAGGCCAGAGCGGAGUGGGGCCAACAAGGUCGGGGGAGUGGAGGAGGAGAUCCGAAUGAGACGCCACGGCUGAGGCAUGCGGAUGCUCCCGGCCAAUGA
Microstroma glucosiphilum is the source of this 1473-nucleotide messenger RNA. RefSeq names its product phosphoribosyl pyrophosphokinase. Gene Ontology annotation, biological process: purine nucleotide biosynthetic process; 5-phosphoribose 1-diphosphate biosynthetic process; ribonucleoside monophosphate biosynthetic process. The transcript has 4 exons. Lineage: Eukaryota; Fungi; Basidiomycota; Exobasidiomycetes; Microstromatales; Microstromataceae. Gene Ontology annotation, cellular component: cytoplasm; ribose phosphate diphosphokinase complex. Bases 103 to 1473 code for a protein of 456 amino acids. Gene Ontology annotation, molecular function: ribose phosphate diphosphokinase activity; magnesium ion binding. The record is from RefSeq and is a predicted model, not a curated record.